Molecule: messenger RNA, 927 nt
Organism: Suncus etruscus (white-toothed pygmy shrew)
Lineage: Eukaryota; Metazoa; Chordata; Mammalia; Eulipotyphla; Soricidae
Gene: DRAP1
Product: DR1 associated protein 1
Exons: 6
Coding region: 92-817 (241 amino acids)
Biological process (GO): positive regulation of transcription by RNA polymerase II; transcription by RNA polymerase II; negative regulation of transcription by RNA polymerase II
Cellular component (GO): nucleus; negative cofactor 2 complex
Molecular function (GO): transcription corepressor activity; core promoter sequence-specific DNA binding; protein heterodimerization activity
Source: RefSeq, a predicted model, not a curated record
CCGAGCAGGCCCCGGGCCCGGAGGCUGCGGGCGGCGGAGGCGGCGCUGGGCCCGGCUUGGCGAGGCGGAGGCGGCGGAGGCCGGACGCGAGAUGCCGAGCAAGAAGAAGAAGUACAACGCGCGGUUCCCGCCGGCGCGGAUCAAGAAGAUCAUGCAGACCGACGAGGAGAUCGGGAAGGUGGCAGCGGCCGUACCUGUCAUCAUCUCCCGGGCGCUGGAGCUCUUCUUGGAGUCGCUGCUGAAGAAAGCCUGUCAAGUGACCCAGUCCCGCAACGCCAAGACCAUGACCACGUCCCACCUGAAGCAAUGCAUAGAGCUAGAACAGCAGUUUGACUUCUUGAAGGACCUGGUGGCCACCGUCCCCGACAUGCAGGGCGACGGCGAAGACAACCACAUGGAUGGCGACAAGGGAGCCCGCAGGUGGGGAUCGGGGUUCCCGGGCUGCAGUAGCAGCAGCAGCAGCAGCAGCAGCGGGGACCCCCAGGCACAUGCCCUGAUUGUCCCUCACACCAGGGGCCGGAAGCCCGGGGCCAGUGGCCGCAAGAACGGCGGUGUGGGGAGCAAAGGCAAGGACAAGAAGAUGUCCGGGACAGACUCAGAGCAAGAGGACGAGUCUGAGGACACAGACACAGAAGGAGAGGAGGAAGCACCCCCUGCCCCAGCACAGCCUACACCACCUCCUGCCCACUGUCAGAGUACCCCGACACCCUUCCUGCCCUUCAACUCGACUCUGCCUCUGCCCCCUGCUCCCCCGGGCCCCUCCGCCUCGGGCCCCUCCGCCCCGGAUGCAGAGGACGAAGAGGAUUAUGAUUCCUAGCGCCCGCUGCCCCCCAGAUCGCACCCCCUUUUAGUUGGUUUCAGUCGCUCUGGGGGGAAAAGCGAAAGUAGAACUGUUCUUAAAUUUAUUAAAAAAAUUGACAAAGUGGA